UACAAAAUGCCCCUGUCAACAAUAGCAGACGCUCUCAGAAUUCCUUGUUUUGACAGUCUGUCACUAUCUAAGGUACUGCAAAGAAGAAUUCCACAAGCCAUCACACACAUUUAUGGAGAGAUGACCGCACUUCAUAAGAGACAGUUUUGGUGUAAAGUUGAUCCAAAGGGGUUGGCAAUGUAAAAAGUUAGAUGCUGACAUGAGCUGUUUGGUCGUUCACCUUAACCAAUAGGCAAAGAUACAAUGUAAAACAAAUCUGUGUGAACAACAUGGAGCAGAUGGAAAAGUACAAUGCACAGACUGUACAGCUUAUAAUUUUAUGAAGAACCUGAACAUUGAAAAUGGGCUGCCAUCAAUCUGUCAACAAUGACGAUCAGGUGAAAAUGACUAAAUAAAAAUGUGUAGGUGAAAGUACAUGGAGAAACUUUGGUGCAGGUCUAGUCAUUAUAAUGUUACAUUGUGUUAUGUGACGGAACAUGCAUUUAUAUCUAUCAUUUUGAGGUUGUGGUAAAAAACAGGAUUUUACAACUGAACAAAGAGGAAUUACUAUAUCACUUUUAAGACUGUAGGAUUGGUAGUGAUAAAUUGUGUCAAGUGGAUUAAGUCUACUUCAGAGUCCAAUGGAUAAAAAAGAACCAGCUGACAACUACAGUGGAUAUCUUGGACAUGAUCCACUAAAUGUUGCAGUUUCCACGGCAGAUGUUAAAUUUACUGACUACCUACAUCCUUUAGCAAGAGAUUCACAGGAAGUGGAUAAGAAAACAGCACCAGUUCCACAACAUCCACACAAAGAAAUUAGAUAUCCACAGAUAAAUAGUGUUCAGAAGAAACCAGUGAAUAUGAGGGAGUUAAGAUUUGAUUCUGGUGUGUCUGACCUUGACCAGUCCCUGUCUCCAGUAACUGGUACCCCAUCACCCAAUGCAACGUUUCGUCCUAUAAGUACAAAUAAAACAUAUGACUAUGCUGAGUAUGGAUCACAUCAAUAUGAAGAACUGCCACAUUCCAGAUUACAACCCAAUGGGCCACAAAUGUCACCAUGUUCUUCAUCAUCUGAUAAUCAGUCGUCUACUGGUACCAACGUGACGAUUUCUGAUGUUCCAUCCGAUGCUGGAGACACAGCAAAUAUUGUUAGAAGUCAGAGUCAGAAAGAUGAGGAGCAAAGAAAAAGAUACAAUCCACUGUAUGAUACGAUGAUCAAUGCAACACCCAGUAUAUACAAUAAAGUCAGAGUUACUAGAGAAAGCAUGUUACAGACCCAGAUCAGACUCCUUAGAAUAAUUGUAGUAUUUUUGAUCUUCAUCUCCUGUGUCUCACUUUCCAUCAGUUUAUACCUCAUCAUCUCAAAUUCAUCAGACUCAUCAGUACAGAAUCUCCAGGGUGAAUUAUCAUCAAUGAAAGAAAAAUACAAUGAUAUACAAAACAGAAUAAAGCAAGUUGAGAGUUUAAUGGCUGGUAAUUUGUCAUUUGAACAUUUGGCCCGAUUGGGUGAAAAGGUAUAUGACCUUGAAUCAGUAGUGACAUCCAACUUUAGUACAGUGGAUAAGAAAAUACAAAUAACAAAUAGUGCUGUGACUUUAAAUCAGGGAAAUAUUUUAUCUGUGUCUCAGAACUUCACAUCUACUCUUAGUGAAAUGAACAAUACAGUGCAGGAUCAACUAGAUAUAAUCAGCAAAAUGCCUGGACCACAGGGACCUGAAGGUGUAGGCAAUUUGACAGCAUGUUUCCUGCAGGAAUAUUCCCAAGGAUCACGAAUACAGGAAGAUCAAACAGAGACAGAUGAGUUUCCAUUAGAUAGUGAUCUCAAGACAAAAGUUGUGAUGUCAGCCUAUUGUUCAGUAGUGAAUGGAUUAUAUACUAGAAUGGAAGUGAGAAGACCUUCACAGACAGACUUUAAAACAGUUAAAUAUCAUUGUAUAUGUUCAGGGGCUGUCGCAGGAAAAAGUAACAGAUAUUGUAAAAUCUUCUUAUGGUUAUGUCCGCGGGAAAGUUUUGGUGGAAAUACGUGAAGGAAAUUGUUCAACAGAAUUUUCUUAGAUUACAUUGUUUAACAUUGCUGAUUACUCAAAUUAAAACAGCAACGUUUCACUCAAGACGGAACUAGGUUAAAUCCAGUGCUACUAUUCACAAAGAACUGUUCUUGUCUGUGGCAUUCACUAUCUAAAGGUUUUUCUUUAAAUGUCAAAAGCUAUCAUGAUAACAAGCAAGUAUUGUGAAACCUACAAGAGUACUUUCAGGCAUUAGAUUACCUGCUGUAAGUGUAGUGGUGCAUACUAUACCAUGCAGCCAGUUCAGUAUUGUAUUUUUUUGCAAUAAGGUGCUAUGUCAUUCCAUUAUUUAUAAUGUUCAUAGUUGGGCAUUUUAUGUGAUAUUAUAUUGUCUCAAUUAUAUUUCAAAUAGGCAUGUGCAUUACACUGCUUGGUAUUCAUACUUUAAGCACUGCAGGAAGGUGUAUUAAUGAGUCAAAACAGGUAACAAUACAUGCAGCACAAAAGAGCGGACUAGAGGGUUAAAACUUCAUAUCUUAAUAUAGUCGUUUAGAUAAAUGGUCUUUUAAAGGAUGGGGAAAACUGUUUUGAAAUAAAUGUGUUACAUUCUAUUGGAUUAAUGGGAGAAAAUUAGACCCAUCAAAUCUGAGACAAUAGACCACUUUCGAGUUCAUCCUUCACCGGCAAAAACUCGUCAAUUAUGCACGCCUUUAUGACGUCAUUUACCAGAUAGAGGGGCUCGCCUGUAUCCCUGCACUAUUUACGUUCAUCAAGCGUCUAAGUGAUCGUUUUUGUGCAGGAUAAACUAGAAAUAAUGGUUGCUCUGUA
Messenger RNA from Mytilus trossulus (common blue mussel), 2813 nucleotides. RefSeq lists its product as uncharacterized. The record is from RefSeq and is a predicted model, not a curated record. The transcript has 12 exons. NCBI's taxonomy places the organism in Eukaryota, Metazoa, Mollusca, Bivalvia, Mytilida, Mytilidae. Bases 621 to 2006 code for a protein of 461 amino acids.